AUUCUGCAGAUUUCGUUUUCCUUUCUCAUCCGGCUUUUCGACACUUCGCGCUUCCAGGCUGCCGUACCGGUGACGUCAUUUCCAUCCUACACCGGAAGUGUGAGUUGGCUGGCCGGUGAUACCAAGAUGUCUGCCAUAUUUAAUUUCCAGAGUCUGUUGACAGUCAUCUUGCUGCUCAUCUGCACCUGCGCGUAUAUACGAGCUCUCGCUCCCAGCCUGCUGGAUAAGAACAAAACAGGGUUUCUUGGAAUAUUCUGGAAAUGUGCAAGAAUAGGUGAGCGCAAAAGCCCUUACGUGGCGUUUUGCUGUAUCAUCAUGGCCUUCACCAUUUUAUUUUCGGAGUAGCAGCAGAAGCAUGUGAGGAUUUGGAGCAGGCAGAGAGGAUUUCCAAGAACAGCUACAAGAUUCUACAGCAGGGAACAAGAUGUGUAAUUGGGCGACAUUCAGACUCUCUCGGACAGAACUGGCUUCUGGUAAUGCAUGUGGAGUGCUCUCCAAAAACAGCUUGAGCAUUUCUCAGCCUCCCGGAUCUUUUUUUUUUGUAAAUACAAAUAAUUGUUGGUCUCCAUGGUGAUGCCCCAGUUGUCAUUGACUCGUGCACUCAAAGCUGAUCAGAUGUAACGUGUUUGUUGUCAGAGCCAAAAUGCUUGUCCAUGACAGUUUUAAUGUGGGACAUUGAGGAUAAAUUUGAUGCGCGUGGAUGUGCUUGAUAUCAUGAUUGUUAAAUUGUUUAAUUGGAUCUGUUGACUUUACAUGCACAAGUUUGCAUUAAAAGGUGAAUUUAUUACAGAAA
Carassius carassius (crucian carp) is the source of this 793-nucleotide messenger RNA. RefSeq names its product protein kish-A. Gene Ontology annotation, biological process: intracellular transport; protein secretion. Bases 127 to 345 code for a protein of 72 amino acids. The record is from RefSeq and is a predicted model, not a curated record. Lineage: Eukaryota; Metazoa; Chordata; Actinopteri; Cypriniformes; Cyprinidae. The transcript has 4 exons.